AUGCCGCAGCAAUUGAGCCCCAAGGACCAUGCCUUGUUUCGUCAAGUGGUCCGCAACUUUGAGCUGAAGCAGUACAAGAAAGGCAUUAAAACGGCAGACCAGGUUCUAAAGAAGAACCCCAACCAUGGCGAUACCGAGGCGAUGAAGGCUCUUAUCAUGAGCCACCUGGGGCAGUCGGAGGAGGCUUUCGCCCUUGCGAAGGAGGCCCUACGACACGACAUGAAGUCACACAUCACCUGGCACGUCUACGGCCUUCUAUACCGCCAAGAGAAAAACUAUGAGGAGGCCAUCAAGGCGUACCGCUUUGCCCUGCGAAUCGAGCCUGACUCUGGACCUAUCCAGCGGGAUCUAGCUUUGCUGCAGAUGCAGAUGCGCGACUACCAGGGCUACAUCCAGAGCCGCUCAGCUAUGUUGCAGGCUCGCCCGAACUUCCGUCAGAACUGGACAGCCCUUGCGAUCGCUCACCACCUAUCAGGAGAUCUGGAGGAGGCUGAGAAGAUUUUGACAACAUUCGAAGAUACGCUGAAGGGCACCCCACCAGUGGCGGACAUGGAGCAUUCAGAGGCGACACUGUACAAAAACACCAUUAUUGCGGAGUCAGGGGAUCUAGCGCGAGCGCUGGAGCAUCUCGAAAAAGUCGGUUACAGAUGUACUGAUGUGCUUGCGGUUAUGGAGAUGAAGGCCGAUUAUCUCCUUCGCCUGGAUCGCAAGGAGGAAGCGGCUGAGGCAUACACAGCACUGUUGGAGCGUAACCCUGAAAACUCUGUCUAUUACAAUGGCUUGAUCCUCGCAAAGGGCAUCGCCGAAAGCGAUCACAACGCCCUGAAGGCUCUAUACGAUGAAUGGGGCGAUGAUUUCAAGCAGGCGGUCGACGCCUAUCUGCAGCGCAUGCUCAAGAAGGGCGUACCCUCACUGUUUGCUAACAUUAAGUCUCUCUACGAUGAUCCUGCCAAGCGCGAUACGGUUCAGGCCCUGGUCGAAGGGUAUGUCUCUGGCAAGGCUGCACAGGCUAAUGGGUCGUCCGAUUCAGAAAAUGAAUUUCUCGCCUCAUCCUACUACUUUCUCGCCCAACACUACAACUACCGCCUCAGCCGUGACCUCGCCAAGGCCACUGAAUACGCAGACAAGGCUAUCGCUCUCUUUCCAAAGUCUGUGGAGUACCAACUGACCAAAGCACGCAUCUGGAAGCACUACGGAAACCCAGCCAAGGCUGCGGAGGAAAUGGAGAAGGCCCGGUUGCUGGACGAGAAGGACCGAUACAUCAAUUCUAAGGCUGCGAAAUACCAGCUUCGUAAUAAUGAGAACGACAAGGCUCUCGAUCUUAUGAGCAAGUUUACUCGCAACGAGACUGUUGGUGGGGCUAUGGGUGACCUGCAUGAGAUGCAGUGCGUGUGGUAUCUGACAGAGGAUGCCGAAGCCUAUCUGCGCCAGAAGAAGCUUGGACUUGCACUCAAGCGUAUUCACGGAGUCUACAACAUCUUUGAUACAUGGCAAGAGGAUCAGUUCGAUUUCCACGGAUUCUCUCUGCGCAAGGGUAUGAUCAGAGCUUAUGUGGAUAUGGUCCGUUGGGAAGAUCGUUUGCGUGAACACCCCUUCUACGCCAGAAUUGCUACCUCUGCCAUCAAGGCUUAUCUGCUUCUUCACGACGAGCCCGAUCUCGUCCAUGGACCAAUCACUAGCGGCGCAAAUGGCACUGAGAUUACAGAUGAUGCUGAAAGGAAGAAGGCCCUUAAGAAGGCUAAGAAGGAGCAACAGCGGCUCGAAAAAAUCGAGGCCGAUAAGCGUGAGGCACGCAAGGCUGCGGCCGCGAAUGCGAAGAGCACUGUCGAUGGAGAAGUCAAGAAGGAGGACCAAGAUCCUCUAGGGAACACCUUGGUCCAGACCAAGGAGCCUUUGAAGGAUGUAAUGAAGUUCCUGACUCCUUUGCUGGAGCUCACCCCAAAGAACAUCGAAGCCCAGACUCUUGGUUUUGAAGUGUAUCUCCGAAGGGGUAAACAUGCCCUUGCCCUGAAGUGUCUGUCCGCUGCCCAUGCUAUUGAUCCCUCAAACCCUACCCUCCACGUGCAACUACUGCAGUUCCGCAAAGCUCUUGAUUCUCUCGCCGAACCCCUCGCUCCUCAGGUUGCCGAGGUUGUAAACCCUGAAUUUGAGAAGCUCCUUCCCAAGUCUCAGGACCUCACACAGUGGAACGAGUCUUACCUCUCUGCCAACAAGGAUAGUGCAUCGCACGUUCAGGCCGCACUGACUGUCCGUCAGCUCCUCGACAAAGAAUCCAAGGCCCAGUGUGAGAAAGAUCUUGUCGCCUCUCUUGACGCGCUCAAGAUCUCCUUUGACGACGCCGUGUCGGGCCUGGAUCUCCUGGGCGAAUGGGGAAGUGAUAAGACCGCCUUUGCUGAAAAGGCCAGCAAGAAGUGGCCCGAGGCUUCCGCCUUCCAGCUGAACUGA
Penicillium chermesinum is the source of this 2445-nucleotide messenger RNA. Its product is annotated as peptide alpha-N-acetyltransferase complex A subunit NAT1. The record is from RefSeq and is a predicted model, not a curated record. Gene Ontology annotation, molecular function: protein-N-terminal amino-acid acetyltransferase activity; protein binding. The coding region runs from base 1 to 2445 and encodes 814 amino acids. The transcript has 4 exons. Gene Ontology annotation, biological process: N-terminal peptidyl-methionine acetylation. Gene Ontology annotation, cellular component: NatA complex; cytoplasm. Lineage: Eukaryota; Fungi; Ascomycota; Eurotiomycetes; Eurotiales; Aspergillaceae.